Molecule: messenger RNA, 7239 nt
Organism: Penicillium argentinense
Lineage: Eukaryota; Fungi; Ascomycota; Eurotiomycetes; Eurotiales; Aspergillaceae
Exons: 4
Coding region: 1-7239 (2412 amino acids)
Biological process (GO): amino acid activation for nonribosomal peptide biosynthetic process; secondary metabolite biosynthetic process
Cellular component (GO): cytoplasm
Molecular function (GO): phosphopantetheine binding; catalytic activity
Source: RefSeq, a predicted model, not a curated record
AUGGCCGAGAGAAAGGGAGAUGCAAAUGGUAAUGCACUAGGGCAACAACUGCAGGCACGAUACGCGACGAAGCACGAUAUUCGAGGCAUUUUCUGGCAUCAUUGUGGCGUUUCGCCGUCGACAGUUGUGCUCGCAGCAUGGUCCAUUCUGGCUACACGAUACUCUUACUUAACCAAGGCGAACUUUUAUUCGGCAAUGUCAUUGCAACAAGCCGCAGUGCCGGUUGAAGUCAUGGUUGAAUCAGACAACGUCGUAGGAAAGCUGUUACAAGAGCUGGAGAGUCGGGGGCUGGACAAGAAGGUUCAAGGGCAACCGAAUGAUUGGCAUACUCAGCCCUAUAGACCUGACGAUGGUGGCAAGCUCCAGGCCCUACUGAUUGUGGAAACAGUCGCCAAAAUAGGUGGAAAGGAUUGUUCGACACGUCAAGCAAUGGGAAGCUCACAAUACGACGUUGGAGAUACAAAUACUUUUGGCGGGGACGCGAUUUUGUUGAGGUGCCAAAUCUAUGAACAUGCCCUGCAUCUCUACGUCAAUGUUGCGCCUGAUAUGAUGAGGCGCGAAGAAGCCGAAAGUGUGGGCUAUUGGAUGGAAAGGAUUGUCCGCCAGUUAACUGUUGAGGGAGGAGAGGUAAAAAAAUUAAAGGACAUCGAAAUGAUUACUGAGCGUGACCUGCGCAGUAUCUGGCGCUGGAACGCCACGGUUCCCGCGGCCAUGGAGGUGUGCGUGCACGACCUGAUCGCAGACCGGACUCGGCAGCAGCCAGAUGCGUCGGCAAUCUGCGCCUGGGAUGGCGAGCUGACGUACCGCGAACUGGACGAGCUGUCGACGCGGUUGGCUCACCAUCUACUCGGCCUGGGAGUCGGCCCAGCGAUAAUUGUGCCGCUGUGCUUUGAGAAGUCGAUGUGGACGCCGGUGGCGAUGCUAGGAGUCAUGAAGGCUGGCGGAGCGUCGGUUGCCUUGGACACGACUCAACCAGAAGAGCGCCUGCGAACAAUCAUCCAGCAGGUCCAACCUUCUGUCGUCCUCGCAUCGGCUGCGAACCAGGAUCUGGCGGGCCGAGUUGGGGCUAGCACCGUGGUGCCGGUGGAUGGAGCCAACUUGGAGAGGUUCAGUGCGUUUCCUUCGACGCGCCUGCAGCCUGUGGACCCAUGCAGCCGAUUGUACGUGGUAUUUACAUCUGGCAGCACUGGAACUCCCAAGGGCGCUGUUAUCACCCAUGUGAACUUCAGUAGCGCCAUUAAGCACCAGCAAGGCCUAUUACGAUUCUCCACAGCGUCUCGUGUAUACGACUUCGUUUCCUACGCGUGGGAUGUGUCCUGGUCGAAUAUAUUAUACACACUUACUGCAGGAGGCUGCCUCUGUAUUCCGAGUACGACUGACUGCCAUAACAACAUCGCAAAGUCAAUGUGUGAACUUGCUGUUAACUACGCUAAGUUAACCCCGACUGUAUCCCACCUUUUCAACCCAUUGGAUAUUCCUACGCUACAGGUUUUGGUGCUCGGUGGUGAGCCGAUGAGCAAGGCGGACAUGGUGAAGUGGAGCGAGCAUGUUCAUAUGGUUACCACGUAUGGGCCGGCUGAGUGUACAGUGGUAACAACGGUGGAUAUAAUCGGCCACGCGGAUUUGCAGGAUCAGAGUAUCGGGAGAGGGGUUGGAAGUCGGACUUGGGUGGUCGAUCCAAUUGAGACUGGUCGACUCCUUCCGGUCGGUUGUACUGGUGAACUUGUCAUUGAGGGGCCACUUGUUGGACAAGGAUACCUAGGAGACGCGCAGAAAACGACGGCGAGCUUUGUGGAAGACCCGGCGUGGCUGCUGCGCGGAGGGCCUGGGUGUGCAGGGCGACGGGGCCGGCUGUACCGAACAGGUGAUCUGGUGCGAUACAACCCAGAUGGCUCGCUAAUCUUCAUCGGGCGCAAGGAUGCCCAGGUCAAGAUCCGCGGCCAGCGGGUGGAGCUCGGCGAGAUCGAAGCCCACAUGGCACGCCACUUUUCCAUACGGCAGUCCGCGUCCCUACUCCCCAAGUCCGGCCUGUGCGCGAACAGACUGGUAGGCUUCUUCAGUCUCAAGGGAAUUCAGCAGGAUGACAACGAUAGAUCCUCCAUCCAACUUGUUCCUACCAAGAAUACGGCACAGGUCCGACGGCAUAUCGAGGCCCUGGAGGCUCUCUUAGGUGACGCUCUGCCCACCUAUAUGGUCCCCUCCAUCUGGAUCGCGCUCAGGGACAUCCCACUUAGCGUAUCCGGCAAGCUAGACCAUAAAGCGCUCGAGGCAUGGCUCUUCGGCAUGGACUCGGAGACUUAUGCAAAGAUCUCAAACGCUGAUUGCAGCUCUACGUCUCGGGAGCCUGCGACUGACGCAGAGCGCGUGCUCCACGACGCCUGCAGCCGUGUACUCAACGUGCCAGCAUCUAGCAUCGACCUGCAGCGCUCAUUUGUUGCUAAUGGUGGGGACUCUAUCUCUGCCAUGCGGCUCAGCCCGCAAUGUCGUGCCGCUAAUAUCGUAUUCUCCGUUGCAAGUCUGCUCAAGAGCAAAUCGCUCGCCGCGGUUGCACGAUCUUCAAAAGUUACAACGCCCUCUGAAAUUUCUCGAGAGGAAGAUUUCGACGAGCCCUUCGGCCUGUCUCCGAUCCAGCAGUGGUUCUUUACUCAGUCUCCCCCGAGCUUCAACGUCAAGAUUAUGCGAAGGGUGUCUGUUGAUGAAAUCUACCGCGCAAUUUCUAAGAUUGUGCGGCAGCACUCUAUGCUAAGGGCGCGCUUUCAAAGAUUCGCCGGUAACUGGACACAGCGCGUUCUAAAGCCUAGCGACGGCCUUUACCACUUUGGAGCCUCGCAGCUGAAAUCCCUGCGUGAGGUUAAGUCUCUCACUUUGCAAAGGCACCAGGACUUGGACAUUGAAAGGGGUCCGGUGUUUGCGGCGGACAUGUACACGCUACCCGGCGGGGACCAGUAUCUAAUCUUAAUUGCGCACCACUUGGUGGUUGACCUCGUGUCCUGGCGCAUCAUCCUGGGUGACCUGGAGGCUCUUCUCGCUGGCGACACACUGCAAGUGGGACUUCCGUUCCAGGUGUGGAACAAGCUGCAGACUGAGAAGGCCAUGUCCUACGAGCUCGACCCCGAACACGUCCUCCCCACAGAAGAGAUCAGCAACGACUUUGGGUUCUGGAGCUUUGGCCAAGAGACUCCGAAUGCAGUCGGCGACCACGAUGUGCGCUCUGUGAAAGUUGACCAGCAUACAACCUCUCUCCUCCUGUAUGAUGCCAAUAACGCCUUUAACACUGAGCCGGUGGACCUGCUUCUCUCAGCGGUUUUUGACGCCUUUCUUUGCAUCUUCCCUAGGCGAAAGGGACUCACUAUCUUCAAUGAGGGCCAUGGCCGCGAGCCAUGGAGUGCGGAGAUUGACCUGUCGCGGACUGUCGGUUGGUUCACCACGAUAAGCCCAAUCCACAUAUCGAGGUGCAUAGGUAGCGCCCCGGCAAAUAUCGUGAGACUCGUCAAAGAUGCGAGAAGGCGGCUCCCCUCAAACGGCUGGGCCUAUUUUGCUUCGAGGUACCUCAACCGCAAGGGGAUUGGUGCGUUCCAGGCCCAUCGCUCUACCAUGGAAGUGGCCUUCAACUAUCACGGCCAGUUCCAACAGCUAGAGCGCGAUGACUCCCUCUUCCACAAUGUCACUCUUGACGGGGUUUGCGGUAAAGGUCUCGCACUGCCCGCGUCGGCCAUAUUUGACAUUAACGUCCGGAUCGAGGACGGGUUAGUCUACUUCUUUUUCUCCUGGAACCGCCAUAUUGCCCACCAAGAGCUCAUUCACGGUUGGAUCACACAAGUCGGCCCGUCACUACAGUCUAUCUGCGAUGAGCUCACGUCCAUGAAGACCUCAAGCACACUCUGCGACUAUGAGUUCCUGAAUCUAGACUACAGGGGGCUCGAAGAGCUUGAGAGCCAUGUAAUCCCGCGUAUCGUGUCCGCAAACAACGCCGCGGUAGAGGACGUGUAUCCAUGCUCGCCCAUGGUGGACGGUAUCCUGCUAAGCCAACUUAAGGAGCCGGAUUUGUACAAGACUUCCCAGGUAUACAAGAUAAGAUCUCGCGGCCCCAACACGGUCAGCCUCGAUGGUUUGGCAGUGGCAUGGCAGACGGUGGUUGCCCGGCAGCCAUCUCUGCGCACUGUCUUCAUUGCAGGGAUCGACGGGAUGGCCGUAUUCAACCAGGCGGUUUUAAAGUCCUACUACGGUGAGGUCGUUCUGCGGAAGAGCCAAAGUGAGGCUACUGCGCUGGACAUGCUCAAAAAGCUGCCCCCGGUUGAUUACCGGCGGCUCAAACCCCCCACCGUUUCCGACAACUGCGUCAUCUGCCAGCUCGAGAUGAGCCACGCCAUCACCGACGGAGGCUCGAUCGGGAUUACGCUGCGGGACUGGGCCAGGGCGUACGCAGGGUCUUUGAGCCCCUGCGAUCUGCUGGAAACGAGCCGUGGCUUCGCUAGAGCCCUCAAGUCGAGCCCUAGGACAGAAAAGUUAGCUUAUUGGAAGACGAAGUUGGUCGGUGUGGAACCCUGCCAUUUCCUGCACCUCUCAAGUGCCCCCCAACAGGACAAGGGGAUCUCUACAUACAGCAUCGACAUAGGAGGCGAGGUGUUUUCUCAAAUCCGACGUUUCUGCGAGGCACAAUCCAUCACCAUGGGUAGCCUCUUCCAGAGCGCCUGGGCACUCACUCUAGCCGCCUGCACUGGGAAAGACUCUGUCUGUUUUGGUUAUCUUGCAUCUGGCAGAGACCUGCCGAUACCUGGUUUGGAGGAGUCCAUUGGCGCAUAUGCCAACAUGAUGAUCUGCCGCGCUGACCUCUCACGAAAGUGGUCGGGUCAGCGCCUGGUUCAACACAUCCACGAGCAAGUGUUAGAGGACUUUGGCUUCCAGCACUGCUCCCUGGCGGACAUCCACCACGAGCUCAACCUACCAGCUGGACAGUCGCUGUUCAACACGAUCAUGUCAUUCCAAAAACAGGAUCGUGAUGGCGCAGAGUGUGUAGAAAGCCACCGCCUUGAGUUUGCCAAUAUUGACGGAAAGAACCACACUGAAUAUGACAUUGCAGUCAGUGUUGCACAUGGCAUCUCGCAGUUGUGCGUGUAUCUGAACUGCCGGGUCUAUUGUUUAUCCACAGAGCAGGCCUGCCGAGUCCUCUCACUCUUGGAGACAAUAGUUAUCGGGCUGGUGAGCGAAGGUCCUAUCGGUUCAGGCGGCUCUGUGGGCGCUGGAAAGGGACAGAGAAGACUCGGCGACAUCGAGCUCGUCAGUCAUCAGGACCUUGAGGACAUCUGGCGCUGGAACGCCACGGUUCCCGCGGCCAUGGAGGUGUGCGUGCACGACCUGAUCGCAGACCGGACUCGGCAGCAGCCAGAUGCGCCGGCAAUCUGUGCCUGGGAUGGCGAGCUGACGUACCGCGAACUGGACGAGCUGUCGACGCGGUUGGCUCACCAUCUACUCGGCCUGGGAGUCGGCCCAGCGAUAAUUGUGCCGCUGUGCUUUGAGAAGUCGAUGUGGACGCCGGUGGCGAUGCUAGGAGUCAUGAAGGCUGGCGGAGCGUCGGUUGCCUUGGACACGACUCAACCAGAAGAGCGCCUGCGAACAAUCAUCCAGCAGGUCCAACCUUCUGUCGUCCUCGCAUCGGCUGCGAACCAGGAUCUGGCGGGCCGAGUUGGGGCUAGCACCGUGGUGCCGGUGGAUGGAGCCAACUUGGAGAGGUUCAGUGCGUUUCCUUCGACGCGCCUGCAGCCUGUGGACCCAUGCAGCCGACUGUAUGUGGUAUUUACAUCUGGCAGCACUGGAACUCCCAAGGGCGCUGUCAUCACGCAUGUGAACUUCAGUAGCGCCAUUAAGCACCAGCAAGAUGCUUUGGGCUUCACCUCCUCGGCGCGGGUGUUCGACUUCGCGUCGUAUGCAUUUGAUGUGUCCUGGUCAAAUCUAUUACACACGCUUACUGCCGGAGGCUGCCUAUGCGUGCCACAUGAAGCUGACUGCCGCAGGAACAUCGCGCACUCGAUGUCCAAGCUGCGGGUCAACUAUGCUCACCUUACGCCGACAGUUGCCCGUCUUCUGAAUCCUCUCGAUGUUCCGAGCCUUCAGUUGUUGAGACUUGGCGGCGAGCCAACGACCAGCACAGACGUCGUUGCAUGGACGCCACAAAUUGAGAUGAUCAACAGCUAUGGGCCUUCUGAGUGUGCAGUGUCUGUAACAAUAGGAAGAAUCGGCCACUUGGAGUCUCGGGAUCCUAGCAUCGGGGCAGGAUUCGGCUGCUGUACCUGGGUAGUCGAUCCGGUCGAGAACGACCGACUUGUUCCGGUAGGUUAUACCGGUGAAUUGCUAAUCGAGGGCCCGAUAGUGGGCGACGGUUACCUCUCCAACCCAGGGAACACGGAGGCCAGUUUUGUGGAAGACCCUGCGUGGCUGCUACGCGGAGGGCCCGACUGCCCAGGACGUCAUGGACUGUUGUACAAGACGGGCGACCUGGUGCGAUACAACCCGGAUGGCACACUGGUCUUUAUUGGGCGCAAGGAUACCCAGGUCAAGAUCCGCGGGCAGCGGGUGGAGCUCGGCGAGGUGGAGCACUAUGUGCGGCAGAAUCUUGCGAACAAUGUCGAGUCGGCCGUGGUGGCCGAGGUGAUUACGCCACAAGGCAGCACCAACCCAACACUGGUAGCAUAUCUAGCGAUAGGGAAGGAGGCACAGGGGCCCCAAAGCAAUGUUCAGGCAGCCCUGCAGCGGGCAACCCAGGGACUGGAGGACCGGUUGGCCGAGCAGCUGCCGGGGUACAUGGUGCCGAGCUCGUACAUCCCCGUGGACGAGAUGCCGAUGACGGCGACGGGCAAGACGGACCGGCCGCGGCUCCGUGAGAUCGGCGGGGCUCUGACGCUGGAGCAACUGGCGGCGCUGCAGCCAUCGCGCGGCGAACGGCAGGCGCCGGCGACUGAGAUGGAGCGGCGGCUACAGGGCCUGUGGGCGUCGGUCCUCGGGAUAGACGCCGUCAGCAUCUGGGCGGACGACAGUUUCCUGCGGAUCGGCGGGGAUUCCAUCGGAGCGAUGAAGCUGGUCGGGGCGGCGCGCGAGUGGGGAGUGUCAUUCACCGUGGCCGAUGUCUUCCGCACGCGACGCCUCAGUGACCUGGCACGGGUGGUCUCUGAAAUCACACCUUUCUACGAGGACCCUCCACCCGUUUCGCUCAUUGAUACUCGGAACGGUUCUGGGCUUCCUUGA